CAUGCAUCACCUGACCUGUCACUGAGAGCACUAAAGGUUAGCCUGAUCCCAGCCCCUCUUACUACUAAAGUUUUGUGUCAAUGGGCAAUGUGGCAGUCAAGACUAUCAAAACUAUCAAGCACCCUCAUGGAGUGGCACUCAACCAAGCUGGGGAGAUAAUUGUGGCUGAACACGAUGCUGGUAUUGUCUCGAUAUUUAGCCCAAGAAGAGACAAGCUGCGAACAUUAGACACUCGAGGCCCAGAUUUUGGGGAGAUGAAGACUCCUCGUGGUGUGGCAGUGGACGGUGAUGACAAUAUUCUGGUGGUGGACGGUGGUAAUCAUCGACUGUUGAAGUUCUCACGUGGAGGAGACCUGAUAGCAGCAGUAGGUAGUCAUGGCGAUGAUCCUGGACAGUUUAGUGAUCCUCGUGGUGUUUGUGUCAACAGUGUCAAUGGGAAGGUGUAUGUGACUGAUAAUGGUGCUCACUGUGUUCACAUCUUCAACUCUGACCUCACCUCUUCCAGCAAAUUCGGCAGUGAAGGCAGUGGUAAUGGACAGUUUAAAUAUCCCUAUGACGUUGCAUCCGAUCGUAGUGGUUGUGUGUAUGUGGCUGAUAAAUAUAAUAAUCGAGUGCAAGUCUUCACACCCGAUGGUGGCUAUCUGAGGCUGUUUGGGAAAGAAGGCAGUGGAAAUGGAGAACUUAAGUUGCCUGUCAGCAUCUGUGUGUUCAGUGAUGAUCUGGUGUAUGUGGGGGAGGAUGGGAACUAUCGUGUCUCAGUGUUCACGUGUGAGGGAGUGUUUCUCAAGUCAUUUGGAUCACAGGGAUCUGGACCAGGACAGUUCGAUCGUCCUCAUGGCAUAGCAGUAGACCAGUGUGGUGUGGUCUAUGUGUCUGAUUAUUGGAACAACAGAGUACAAAUAUUUUCCUAAUUUUUUUGGUCUCCAUGGUUACAUAGUGCUGGUGGCGGGCAUCAACACUGAUACGGGCAAGGUCUAGGUUUGUCUGAGGAAGAGGAAGUGGAGCCUGAUAUCAUCAAACUACUAUCACAUGAUGCUACAACCCUCCAUGGAUGUGUACAUUCUGCCACUGUCCUUUGUCGAGUAUCGGGUGGAGAGACGAAUCGAAGCAUGGGAGGUCAGAGGUCAUCACCAUGCCAUUAAAGCAGUAUUCAUUGGAGCUGACCAAUAUGACAGUGGGGAGACUCCACCCACAGAGGUCAAGGGUCACCGGACUGGUGGUGGGCUGCACUGAAGCCAGACAUCAACACACUCCAUCAGCCUCUAAACCAAGUGCUGGAAUACACGUCGUCCCUCCUCAUCACCUUGGUUUCUCCAUCGCCCCCGGCAACAACUGGAUGUUGGAGGUGGGUAGAGACUACGCCAUCACUGUGAAUGUGUUUGACAAAAUGAACCACAAGAUUAUCAUCACUGAGAAUCUCUUGUGCCGAGCCUGUUUCCAUGACGAUACGACCAGUGAUUGGUCAUAUGCCAGACUGCCCUCUAUUGACUCAGACGAACAAUCACAAUAUUCAGUUUCCUGUGCGGAGUGGAUGACUUUUGAACUUUGAAAUAAUGCUGUAUGACAAUGUGGGUAGGACGUUUACAACUUCAGAAUGCUGCAAUGUACGUUGUGAUUGUCCAAUCAGAACGCUCUACCCACCCUCAGACCUCCUCACUACAACACAAGGACUCAGAUACGGCAAUAGCGGCAAUAUUCUCCCGGAGUCGAUUAACUUUCUCUCCUGCUUCAAAAUCCACCAGAGCUGAUGCCUAAUAACGAAGUACUGCUCUUCAAGCACCCUCUAAACAAGGGCGCCCUCACUAUAACCCACGGCUCUGUCAUUGAGUUACUUGACUGUUUACAGCACCCAGACACUGGUGAGGUUCAUGACCUCCCGACCCUCAUAACCAAGCACCAGGUGGUGGAGAUCAACGACCAGUGCAAGUGACCCCCAAACACCUCGUCAUUCUCUGGGACCCCAAACAGAGUUCAAAUACCAGCACCAAUUGAAUGUGACUGAAUGGUCUUGUGAGGUGGAGGGGAUUGCUCACCACUAGGACCAAGGGGAAGUCCCUAGUGGUAGCCAUGGAUACCAAAAACACGGCUCACUUUGAUAAAACGGAGACACUGUGUUGUGACGUAUUUGUAGCCUCAAUUGAGCGUAUUGAGAUCACAACUCGUACGAGGGAGCUGCUGUUGGGGGAGGAGCCGAACGUUUCAGUGUGCAGGAUUUUUACGAGGAAGUCUCGUGCAUGGACAAAGAUGAUGUGUACAGUUUUGGAGUACUUGCUUGUGAAGUGGUAAAUCCCAGAUUUCCUGAAGCUGCUGUAUUUCUUGGUCUGCUAUCGAGUAUGGAAGGUGUAUGGCGGGAGCUCCACCCACUCAUCACCUCCUGUGUCUCUCACUCCCCUCAGGACAGACCCUCCAUGGACACUGUGCUACACCACAUCAAACAAUUGGACUCUGAGUCUUAGCAUUGGUGCAUGAGUGUGUUUGUUUUCCAAAUUGUCAUUUGUGAUUCUUGCAAACAAA
Messenger RNA from Halichondria panicea, 2514 nucleotides. Its product is annotated as E3 ubiquitin-protein ligase TRIM71-like. Lineage: Eukaryota; Metazoa; Porifera; Demospongiae; Suberitida; Halichondriidae. Bases 81 to 911 code for a protein of 276 amino acids. The record is from RefSeq and is a predicted model, not a curated record. Gene Ontology annotation, molecular function: protein binding. Gene Ontology annotation, cellular component: extracellular region. The transcript has 11 exons.